CUGACCAAUGAAAACAUUGUGACUGAUCGCCAUAUUGCUCUGUUUUACCACACCCUGGAUAAAGUAUCGGUGAGACAGUGGACUGAAACGGGGUCACGCGGAGACCCUAAUUGCAGCCCAUGACCUCCGAAUAAUAUUAAAUGGAAUUGGAAAAUAUCGUAGCAAAUACGGUGUACAUAAAAGCUCGUGAAGGAAAGCGAAAAGGAAAGAGUAAAAAAUGGAAGCAAAUCCUUAAAUUUCCACACAUAUCCACCUGUUUACAUCUACGGAAUACGAUACCUAAUACAUAUGAAUACCUUGUUGACCAACAACCAAUAGGGAGGGAAUUGUUCCGAUUAUUUUGUUCCAAGAAACCAGAACUUGCCCGUGCCAUCAAGUUCUUGGACCAAGUGGCAAUCUAUGAAGUGGCACCAGAUGAAAAACGGCAGGAAGAAGCAAAAGCAGUAUAUGAGACAUAUCUAGACCCCAAGUCUGAUUCUUACGUGAGUCAGGUCAAUGGAAAUCAAAUUACAGCCAUUCAGGAGAGUAUACACAGUCACAACUGCAGUAAAGAAAUAUUUAACCCUUGUGUAGAAUUAAUUCUAGAACAUUUAAAAAAUGAACCAUUUAAAGAGUUCCUAGACAGUCUGUUUUAUAAAAGAUAUUUACAAUGGAAGUGGUUGGAAAGUCAACCAGUCACAAAAAAUACAUUUCGAAUGUAUCGGGUAUUGGGUAAAGGCGGGUUCGGGGAGGUGUGUGCGUGCCAGGUCAGGGCCACGGGGAAAAUGUAUGCAUGUAAAAAGCUGGAGAAAAAGCGAAUCAAGAAACGCAAUGGGGAGAGAAUGGCACUGAAUGAAAAACAGAUUCUACAAAAGGUCAACUCAAGGUUUGUCGUUAGUUUAGCCUAUGCAUUUGAAACCAAAGAGGCCCUGUGUUUAGUGUUGACUAUAAUGAAUGGGGGAGAUUUAAAGUUUCAUAUACACAAUAUGGGUAACCCAGGUUUUGAGGAGGAAAGAGCCAUUUUUUAUGCAGCAGAAAUUACGUGUGGAUUAGAGGACCUCCAUUUAAAGGGGAUUGUAUAUAGGGAUUUGAAACCAGAGAAUAUAUUAUUGGAUGAUCACGGUCAUGUGCGUAUUUCUGACCUUGGACUGGCGGAAGAAGUACCAGAAGGGGAGACAAUCAAGGGUCGGGUUGGCACCGUUGGCUACAUGGCCCCUGAGGUGGUGAAGAACGAGCGUUACUCCUUUAGCCCAGACUGGUGGGGUCUAGGUUGUAUCAUUUAUGAAAUGAUUGAAGGAAAGGGGCCGUUCCGGGCACGGAAGGAGAAGGUGAAGCGUGAGGAGGUGGAUCGCAGAGUUAAGGAGGAUCAGGAGGAGUACUCCGUCAAAUUCUCCGAGGACUGUCAGGACAUCUGUAAAAAGCUUCUUAACAAAGAUCCAAAGUCAAGACUGGGAUGUGGGCCCUAUGGUGCCAAAGACGUCAAGUCACAUGAAUUCUUCAAAACGAUAAACUUUAAAAGGUUGCGGGCAGGAAUAUUAAAUCCUCCAUUUGAACCUGAUAAAAGAGCCGUAUACUGUAAAGAUGUUCUUGAUAUAGAGCAGUUUUCCACGGUCAAAGGAGUCAAUCUUGACGCAACGGACGACUCAUUUUAUACAAAGUUCAGUACGGGCAGUGUAUCAAUACCAUGGCAGAAUGAGAUGAUUGAGAUGGAUUGUUUUAAGGAACUAAAUGUGUUCAAUGAAGACGGGGACCCCCCACCUGACCUGAUUGAGGAACUUCCCCCUCCCCCGCCCCGGGGUGGGCUUUUUAGCAGGCUCUUCAGAAGGCAGAAUCGCGAGGCUCACUGACGUAGGGGAAAUGGUGGUGCUGUCGGCUUCCAUUGCUGCGAUUAAGAUCCUCCAAAAAGAAAAUUUUAAAAACAAACACGUGGACUGAACCUGCUAACUAUUGAGUCAGUGAUCAGAGGCAAACCACCAUGUUUUUAUUACAUACAAACUCAGGCUGGGACAUAGAGAUAGAGAGAAGAAAAAACGCUGUAGAAAAAAAAUUGAUACAGUGACAGGAUCAUUUUUUUCUUUCGUCUCAACUUUCAAAUCAAAAAUUGUCGACGGACAUCAGGAGGUGUGGACAAUUUUUGGAGGACUGAAAUUUUGCUCGGACUUGCCAGUAU
Saccostrea cuccullata (small rock oyster) is the source of this 2149-nucleotide messenger RNA. RefSeq names its product G protein-coupled receptor kinase 5-like. The transcript is spliced from 16 exons. Gene Ontology annotation, biological process: protein phosphorylation; regulation of signal transduction; signal transduction. The record is from RefSeq and is a predicted model, not a curated record. Gene Ontology annotation, molecular function: G protein-coupled receptor kinase activity; ATP binding. NCBI's taxonomy places the organism in Eukaryota, Metazoa, Mollusca, Bivalvia, Ostreida, Ostreidae. Bases 141 to 1826 code for a protein of 561 amino acids. Gene Ontology annotation, cellular component: cytoplasm.